Molecule: messenger RNA, 2014 nt
Organism: Papilio polytes (common Mormon)
Lineage: Eukaryota; Metazoa; Arthropoda; Insecta; Lepidoptera; Papilionidae
Product: facilitated trehalose transporter Tret1-like
Exons: 11
Coding region: 254-1699 (481 amino acids)
Biological process (GO): transmembrane transport
Cellular component (GO): membrane
Molecular function (GO): transmembrane transporter activity
Source: RefSeq, a predicted model, not a curated record
UAUAAGAUUCUAUUAAUUUAUAUGAUGGAACUCGAACACGGAUGAUGAAUAAAGUGUCAGUGUUAAAAUUAUAAAAAUGUGUAUUAUUUUGAUAUAAAAGUGUGGAAAAAGUUAAUUAUGGUUGUUUGCUGAUUGUAAUUUUAUUAUACACGUGCGGUGAUUCUGCGCAAACGCAACUGCGACCGAGUUCUGCUCAUUGUUGUGUUGAGUGUUGAGCGGCGCUCGUUCUGAGUGUUCUGAAAAUUAGAGAAAAAUGGGCAAAAUUCAUCAAGUGCACACUGCUAUAUCAUGUUCGCUAUCAUCAAUCCUUACGGGUUCGCUGUACGUAUGGCCUUCAUACACAAUGGGCCUGUAUACAGCGAACGACACAAAACUGCUAGUGACACCUAUGGCUGACACGGAGAGUUCAUUGCUAGGCAGCUUGCCGUCGCUGGGAGCUAUGCUGGGGACUGCGUUAGUGGGCAUCGUGAUAAGCAACUUGGGAAGACAGAAAGGCGGCAUGCUAUUAGCUCUGCCGUUUGUGCUAUCGUGGCUGAUCAUAGAUAUGUCUUCAUCGACUUUGAUGAUCUUGAUCGCGAGGUUCAUCGGAGGCAUCGGCUGCGGCGCGGUGCUCGUCUACGCACCAAUGUUUAUAUCAGAAGUCGCCGAGGAAUCCAUCAGAGGGACGCUUGCAUCAGUGCCAAUGGCGUGUUACUGCAUGGGUCUCCAAUUGUCGUACAUCCUGGGCUGGUGCCUCUCCUACCGAUACGUCCUGUGGGUGAACCUGGCGCUCAGCAUCCUCAACCUGGCCAUGCUGAUGACUAUCACUGAGAGUCCUGUCUUCUUGAUGCGACAGAACAGAGAAGAGGAUGCAAAGUUGGCAAUCGCUCACUAUAGAGGCGAGUCUCCGGGGUCCAAAGUGGUGUUGGAGGAGGUGUCUCGCCUUAAACAACUACUGACGCCUGCUGUCGAACUGCAGCCGUUAAAUACAGAGGAAACGACAAAGGCGGACGAAGCAGAAAAAGAGAAACUGAACAUAGAAGACGACAUCCCGAACGUGCAGACUAAACCCUCUGCUAUUAAAAUGUUAUAUCGGUCACCGUCAUCACGUCGGGGUUUCAUUGUGGUCGGCUUAUUGUUGUCUGUGCAAGUGAUGAUGGGUCUGGUGGCAGUGCAGGUGUAUGCUAAGCAGAUCUUCACGCAGGCCGCUCCCUCGCUCUCCUCGCAUCUCUGCUCUGUCAUCUUCGCGCUCGUCGUCCUCCUUGGAAGCCUGUUCAGUCUCGUAGCUACUGACAAGUUCGGCAGAAAGAUUUUGAUAAUAAUAUCGUCGUCGAGCGUGGCGCUAUGCCUAUGCGUGAUGGGAGCGUUCCUGCAGACGGGCGUGGUGCCGGCCUGGGUGCCCGCGCUUCUCAUCCUCGUCUACUGCUUCUUCUUUAUGUUCGGAGCUGGCAGCGUGCCCUACGUCCUCCUCUCUGAGUGCUUCGUACCUGAUGUACAAAGUCUCGCGUCCACUCUCCUCAUGGAGUGGGUGUGGCUUCUCAACUUCUUCAUCGUGGCCAUCUUCCCCUUCCUCAUCAAGUACUUCGGCAUCCACGGCUCCUUCUACGUGUUUGCGAUCUUCGCCACCAUCAACAGCUUGGUCGGAAUCUUCCUGUUACCUGAAACUAAGGGUCUAACUAAUGAUCAAAUUCAAGAAGCUUUAUUGAGGCGAAAGAAAUAAAUAUAUAAUUAGUUAUUAAAACUGUUGUACAUUUCAAAUGUUAGUUUCUAAGUUGUUGUUCAUAUUGUAAAUAACUCAUCGAUUUCGUAUUUGCUUUAAACCUACUUUUAUUUCUCUUUCUUACUGUCAUUUUCUGUAAUCUCACAUCUUUAAAAUAAGAUCUAUUUCAGGCUGUUAUUUUUAUUAAGGCGGUAUCACACAUGUCUAUAACAAAUUCAUGCGUUGCAAGUGACUUGCACGUGAUAGCUACUAGCAUGUGUAAAUGGUCACUGUCAUGCCAGUAACUAACGCAAGUAUUUAGUUCAUUAUGCCAGG